This is a messenger RNA of Rhinocladiella mackenziei CBS 650.93, 402 nucleotides long. RefSeq lists its product as uncharacterized. The transcript is spliced from 3 exons. Gene Ontology annotation, molecular function: catalytic activity. The record is from RefSeq and is a predicted model, not a curated record. Lineage: Eukaryota; Fungi; Ascomycota; Eurotiomycetes; Chaetothyriales; Herpotrichiellaceae. Bases 1 to 402 code for a protein of 133 amino acids. Gene Ontology annotation, biological process: nucleotide metabolic process.
AUGGCCGCAUGCAUAUUUUGCAAGAUUGUCAAAGGAGACAUUCCUUCAUUCAAGCUCUUCGAGUCCGACAAAGUCCUCGCAUUCCUUGACAUCCAACCUUUGAGCAAAGGACAUGCCCUUGUCAUCCCCAAACACCACGGCUCCAAACUGGUUGACAUCCCCGAUGAUGCAUUGACCGAGAUUCUACCUGUCGUUAAGAAGCUCGCUACCGCCAGUGGUGCAGAGAACUACAAUGUUUUGCAAAACAACGGUAAACUUGCGCAUCAAGAAGUUGAUCACGUUCACUUCCACAUGAUUCCCAAACCCAAUACCACUGAAGGACUCGGGAUCGGGUGGCCAGCUACUGCUACCGAUAUGGAUACGCUGAAACAGCUGCACGCUGCGAUGAAGGCCAAGAUGUAA